AUGACGGAAUUACGAUCGGAAAUGCAGCAAUGGUGCGGCUCUAGUCCAGAGAAUUCGAUGUCGCACUGCGGUGACAUCGACGUGCUCGACGAUUCUUACUCCGAGUCGGAAUCCAACAACGAUAACAACGUCCACGUCACGACGACGACGAGGACCAAAGACAGUGAAAUUUUGAAGAACACAUCGACGACCUUCACCAUCGAGAGUAUAUUGAAUCGCGACUGUGAGAAAAAACGUGAAAAUUCAGUUGGCUCGUGCAGCGAUGGUCAUUUCAGCGCUUCACCGAACGCCGUAUCGUAUUCCGCGCUCAACGUCAAUUCGUCCCAGAACAGCAGCUCGGUCGAUUCCACCACGGUUUACACUACAGCCUCGUUGGCCUCGGCCAGCGUGCUCUACAACAGCUGGCUCGUCCAGACCAAACCUGGACAAUUUUUUGGAUUGCAAGCACCUAAGCCGAGCGGAAGGCGUACGCGGAAACCGGGCAUCGAUAGAAAGCCGAGGCAGGCCUACAGCGUCAAGCAAUUGGACAGGCUCGAAGACGAAUUCAAGAUCGACAAAUACUUGAGCGUGAGCAAACGCCUCGAGCUUUCCAAGUGUCUCGGUCUAACAGAGGUGCAGAUCAAGACCUGGUUCCAGAAUCGACGCACCAAGUGGAAGAAGCAGCUGACGACGCGACUGAAAUUGGCCCACCGUCAGGGUUGGCUCGCGCCCCAUCAAGCACCGACCAAUGCAGCCGCAGCCGUCGCCGCCGCCGCCGCUGCAGCCCAUCAUGCCGCUUAUUUUCCCGUCACCGCCGCCUCGGCUCAUCAAUACUCGACUCUGCUGCCGUAUUACGUUGCCAGCGCGGCGGCGGCGGCGGCGACGUCGUCAUCGUCGCCGUUCGUUUUCGCGCCGCAACCAGACGACGCGAAGGAGUUAAAUUAA
This is a messenger RNA of Trichogramma pretiosum, 924 nucleotides long. Its product is annotated as homeobox protein ceh-12-like. Gene Ontology annotation, molecular function: DNA-binding transcription factor activity, RNA polymerase II-specific; DNA binding. Lineage: Eukaryota; Metazoa; Arthropoda; Insecta; Hymenoptera; Trichogrammatidae. The transcript is spliced from 4 exons. The record is from RefSeq and is a predicted model, not a curated record. Gene Ontology annotation, biological process: regulation of DNA-templated transcription. Bases 1 to 924 code for a protein of 307 amino acids.